This is a messenger RNA of Rhinichthys klamathensis goyatoka, 1281 nucleotides long. RefSeq names its product GS homeobox 2 (gene gsx2). Gene Ontology annotation, cellular component: nucleus. Gene Ontology annotation, biological process: regulation of DNA-templated transcription. Gene Ontology annotation, molecular function: sequence-specific double-stranded DNA binding; DNA-binding transcription factor activity, RNA polymerase II-specific. NCBI's taxonomy places the organism in Eukaryota, Metazoa, Chordata, Actinopteri, Cypriniformes, Leuciscidae. The coding region runs from base 343 to 1071 and encodes 242 amino acids. The record is from RefSeq and is a predicted model, not a curated record. The transcript has 2 exons.
GAAUAAUUGUUGAUAUCUCAGUAGGCGUACUCGCCAGAGCUGUUGUGCCACCUUGUGAGCUAACAAGACUGUAUGGGCAAAGAUUUGAUUGGAGGCUCGCCUGGGCAUCACGUGUCUCGGGACACCAGAGGUACUAAAGCCCCUAGGCCGUGCAGCGCACGUGGGUGACGUUAGGGCCGGCCCUCUCCGGGGUCCCUUUUGUUGAACUACCAAACAUAAGCCAGCUCCCGAGGGCUUCAGAACAGUGUUAAGACCACUGUGUACUGCGCAAGUCCUUGGAGCAACGCUAUCAGUGUGGUCUAUCACUGACACCAUCAGCAUCUCACGCAGACAGGAGCAAUCAUGUCGAGGUCUUUCUACGUAGACUCUUUGAUUAUCAAGGAUCCCGCGCGCCCGGCUCUAAGAGAGCACACGGGGCAGGACUUUCUCAUCCCCAUUGGCAUGCACUCUCCCGGCGUGAUGAGCGUCACUGCGCCCGUUUGCCCGUCCCGGAAGACCGGCACCUUCUGUGUCUGUCCGCUGUGCGUAACUUCGCAUAUCCACUCUUCCCGCGGCGGAAUCCCACUGCUGAAAGGACAGGGCUUCUCUGCCGGUGAUGCGGCUUUCUGUCAGAGGGUAGCACACCAACAGAGCUCCGCGUUAGCGCACCCGGGACACGGACACGCGCCUGUCUGCACGCCCACAAGCUACAGCGUCACUGACCCUCGGAGGUAUCACUGUCUGUCUCUAGGCGCGUCUGACAACAGCCACAUACAGAACGGCAAACGGAUGCGCACCGCCUUCACCAGCACUCAGCUGCUUGAGUUGGAGCGCGAAUUCUCAUCUAACAUGUACCUCUCCCGCUUACGCAGGAUCGAAAUAGCCACAUAUCUAAAUCUGUCAGAGAAACAGGUGAAAAUAUGGUUCCAGAACCGCCGCGUUAAACACAAGAAAGAAGGCAAAGGCACGCCACGGAGCGCGCACGCAGGAUGCAAAUGCUCGGGCAGCCACUCACACUAUCCGCGCUCUGAAGACGAAGAAUCCCUGUCACCUGUGUCAGCCACAGAGGAGAAGGAAACAUCGCCGAUCUAGAAGCGUCACGAACAUCACAGACUUAAGUUUGGUACCUUAUGACACAUUCAAAAGUUUACGGAUCCGUUGAAACGACUGAAUUUAUAGGACACUGUCUUCUGUCGUUCAAUAGCCCAAAGUGUAUGGAGAUUUAGCACUGCCAAUUCCUUCCCUCUCAAAAUAUUGUUUUACCCUGACAGCUCCGCUAUUUGUCUUAUCUGUACGACAAAC